Messenger RNA from Arvicola amphibius (Eurasian water vole), 942 nucleotides. RefSeq names its product olfactory receptor 4F3/4F16/4F29-like. The record is from RefSeq and is a predicted model, not a curated record. Gene Ontology annotation, cellular component: membrane. Gene Ontology annotation, biological process: G protein-coupled receptor signaling pathway. Lineage: Eukaryota; Metazoa; Chordata; Mammalia; Rodentia; Cricetidae. Gene Ontology annotation, molecular function: olfactory receptor activity; G protein-coupled receptor activity.
AUGCUAAUGGAAGGAGCAAAUCACUCUGUGGUAUUGGGGUUUGUAUUUCUUGGACUCACUAACUCCUGGGACAUUCAGCUUCUUAUCUUUGUGUUCUCCUCCAUGUUUUAUGUAGCAAGCAUGAUGGGAAACUCCCUCAUCAUUUUUACCGUGGUUUCAGAUCCUCACUUACACACUCCAAUGUACUUUCUGUUGGCAAACCUUUCCUUCAUUGACUUAGGUGUUUCUUGUGUCACUUCUCCCAAGAUGAUUUAUGAUUUGUUCAGAAAGCACAAAAUCAUCUCUUUUAGGGCUUGUGUCAUUCAGAUCUUCUCUAUCCAUGUCAUUGGUGGAGUAGAGAUGGUGCUGCUCAUAGCCAUGGCUUUUGAUAGAUAUGUAGCCAUAUGUAAACCUCUCCAUUACUUAACCAUUAUGGGCCCAAGAAUGUGUAUUUUCUUUGUAGUAACUGCCUGGAUAGUUGGCCUUACCCACUCUCUUGUUCAACUGGCUUUUGUAGUCAAUUUACCUUUCUGUGGACCAAAUGUGUUGGACAGCUUCUAUUGUGACCUUCCCCGGUUCAUCAAACUUGCCUGCACAGACACCCAUAAACUGGAAUUCAUGGUCACAGCCAACAGUGGAUUUAUCUCUGUGGGCUCCUUCAUCAUACUGAUCAUUUCCUAAGUCAUCAUAACCACUGUACAAAAGCACUCAUCAAGUGGUUCCACUAAAGCUCUGUCCACACUUUCAGCUCACAUCUCUGUGGUGGUCUUAUUCUUCAGUCCUUUGAUAUUUGUCUAUACCUGGCCUUCUCCCCCAAUACACCUGGACAAAUUUCUGGCCAUAUUUGAUGCAGUUUUCACUCCCUUUCUGAAUUCUGUGAUCUAUACAUUCAGGAAUCAAGAAAUGAAGAUGUCGAUGAAGAGAGUAUUCAGACAGCUACUGAGUUAUCGAACGAUCUCCUAA